GUGUCAAUAAAGUUGCGCACCUUUGAAUCUCGCAUCCGGCAACAUGGCGGCCUCCAUGCUGUCUUCUCUGCUGCGCUCUGUACGUCAGAUGGUUCCUUUUUCAGGUACAGGACAGAUACGAAGUUACUAUGUGGACUGGAGAAUGCUGCGUGAUGUAAAGAGGAGAAAGAUGGCCUUUGAAUUUGCAGAUGAAAGGCUUCGGAUCAACUCCCUCAGAAAGAACACUAUAUUGCCAAAAGAUCUCCAAGAAGUAGCAGAUCAGGAAAUUGCUGCUCUUCCCAGAGAUAGCUGUCCUGUCAGGAUAAGAAAUCGUUGUGUUAUGACAUCUCGACCCCGGGGAGUGAAGAGACGCUGGAGACUCAGCCGGAUUGUUUUCCGGCAUCUGGCCGAUCAUGGGCAACUUUCUGGGGUCCAGAGAGCAAUAUGGUAAAUCAACUCCAGCACUCAUUACAGUGGUGUGGACACUAUGCUUGAGCGUUUGGCAUUAAGGAAUGUGACCGCCAUCACGAAUAAACAAGCAGUAAGCAGUGGCCCCAUAGGAUAACUGCUUUUCUCAAGCUGAUGUUUUAGCAGAAAAAAUCUUGGUAUUGUAGAAAUCUACGGAGGACAUGGGCUGUGACUGAAUUGCUUUCUUAUAAUUGAACUUGUUACUAUUAGUAAAGAAAAAAAGAUUUUGAUGUGAAGAAA
Molecule: messenger RNA, 687 nt
Organism: Vombatus ursinus (common wombat)
Lineage: Eukaryota; Metazoa; Chordata; Mammalia; Diprotodontia; Vombatidae
Gene: MRPS14
Product: mitochondrial ribosomal protein S14
Exons: 3
Coding region: 44-430 (128 amino acids)
Biological process (GO): translation
Cellular component (GO): mitochondrial small ribosomal subunit; ribosome
Molecular function (GO): structural constituent of ribosome
Source: RefSeq, a predicted model, not a curated record